AUGAUCGCCACUGGAGGCCUCCUGAGGAUCUCGGCUAGGAAACAGGACCCCUUGCGACCCCAAAGCCAAGUCCCCAAACGCAAACGCAAGGCCAAAAAGAAGCGCAAGAACGACGUGGUGGUGGUGAAAGGCAAGCUCAAGCUGUUCUCCCUCUCGGGGCUCAUCGCCCUCUGUGGCAUUCUGGUACUGCUGGUGGGCAUCGCCUUGGCCGUGGUGGGCUACUGGCCGAAGCCCAGCCAGGUGUACAGAGAAGGCAGCUUCAGCGGGGGCCGGCACCUGGCACCGCAGGGUGGCACCCCCAAGAACCGCUCCUGGAGCCAGGAAGGGGCACAAGCAGGGAUCCAUCCAGAGUCACCCCCCAGAGCCAACACCUCCACCACUGCUACCACCUGGGGGUCCCCGCAGUUCCCCCCCACUUCCUCGUCUCCCCAGGCCUCAGUGGGUUUCCUUUUCCGUCUUUUCUCGAGCUACUUGCAUUCAGACAAGCUGAAGGUGCUGGGCCCCCUCAUCAUGGGUAUCGGCAUCUUCCUCUUCAUCUGCGCCAAUGCAGUAUUGCACGAGAACCGCGACAAGAAGACCAAGAUCAUCAACCUGCGUGACCUCUACUCCACUGUCAUCGAUGCCCACAGCCUGCGGGCCAAGGACAGAGGCACCCCGGCCUCAGCCCCUCUCAAUGGCUUUGUCAACUAUGUGCAGUCCCGGGGCCUAGAGCUAAAGCCUGGUGGUGAAGGCCUGGGUGCUGCGGCCAUGCUGGCCAAGAGCUCCUGGCCACCAGGACUGGGUGUCUCCCUUUCCCCGCCGGACCUGGUGUCCUCGCCACGGCGUUCCUCCUUCUGCACCCCACCGCAGCCACCCAGCCUGGCCGAGGCUGUGUACAGCAUCUACCGGGAGCGUGCUGCCCUUGCUGGCCGCACCGUCACCAGCCCACCCUGCAGCCCGCCGGAGAGCUGGGGCCGGCACAGCACAGCCAGCUCCAUCGUUGGCUCUUCGCUGAGCGCUUUCACCCUCCUGCCCUUGGAGCCGAGCAGUGGAGGGGGAGGCUGGCGGAGGCCCCCUGGUGAGCGGGGAGUCCGGGAGAUCCCACGAGGGGAGUUUGAACUGAGCCUGACCGACCUCAGCAGCAGCGACAUCGAGGGAAGCUGUGGGACGAGGAGGCACAAGCUGGUUCUCAGGCGGCAGAGCACCAGCUGCUUGCCCGAUGCCAGGUGUCCUCUUUUCCCUGAGCCACCUCGGUCCCCAGCUGUCAGCAGGGGCCCGGACUCCAGCCUCUUGGUAAAGGCAUCUUCUAGCUACUCCAAAUCUCUGGAUCUGGGGGGGUCGCCCCCCUCAACCCCUCCUGUCAUCACCAGAACGGACACCCAGAGCUCCCAGUCCGAGCCUUCCAGCAGCAAUAAGGGCUACAGCCACCUGGAGGAGGCAGGCACCUCCUUGGAGUCAGUUGCCAACGCCCCAGCCAGUAAAAUCCAGGACUGUGAGGAGGAACCAGUUGAGAAGACGGACCCCCUCAAGGCUACCAGCAGAGAACAAACAGGGGAGCAAUCCCAGCAAACUCAAAGACAGUACACAAAUAAAGAGAAACUCUUUAUGAUUUCUAGGUCGCACGCUGCAUUAGGGCUGGAGGACGGGGAACUGGAGAGUACUGGCAUCUAAACAAAACAGAGAAGGCACAAAGGACACCUUGCAAACCUCCACACCUUCCCCCUUCUCCAUCUCCUUGUGGACUUGGGAGACCGACCAAUAUCCAAAGAGCUGCAGUAUGUUACCCUUGAAAAUUGAAUUCUAUAAAUCCUGUAGAUGACUUCAGGAAGAAAAAGAAAAUCCUCUCUGUCCGAUCGUGAUUGUAUUUCCAUGCAAGCCAAAUUGUAUUAAAUAUCCACAGUCCAGCAAGUUCUUUGGAUCAGAUUAAUACAAUUUCGGACAGUAUAACUGUGCACUUUACUCUUUUGAUUUCCAAGUGCCCCUUCUUCUCCGCUGAUUUCUUUCUUGCUGAUUUGCCACUAACUGCUUGAAAACCGCAGGCACCUUUUUAAGCUCAAGAGCAACGUGGUCUUCAGAUCAAGAAAGCUGAGCUCUCUCUUUGUUUUGGUUCAAUCACUAAAAAGUUUGCAAGGCCUUAAGGAUGAUGUACCUUGACAAAGAAUGAGUUUGUUUAAAUUCUGGAAAAAAAUGACAAUUUAGAAGAGACUGGAGCGGAAUAGAGCUCUGAUGAUUUAGUUAAAACCAUUACAUUCCUGAAUCCAAAAUACCUACUAUUACGUGAUACUUAAUAAGUAUUAUUACACAUGUAUUGAUUAAUAGCAUUAAAAGAUUUUUUUUUUUUAAAUAAAACAUUUACAAACAAAA
Messenger RNA from Fulmarus glacialis (Northern fulmar), 2343 nucleotides. It is a transcript of the gene TMEM200C, whose product is annotated as transmembrane protein 200C. The transcript has a single exon. The record is from RefSeq and is a predicted model, not a curated record. Bases 1 to 1650 code for a protein of 549 amino acids. Lineage: Eukaryota; Metazoa; Chordata; Aves; Procellariiformes; Procellariidae.